ACUGAGAUAGAUAUCUAACAGUAGAAUCAAGAUGGCUAGUUUUUUACCGAUUUGGAUAGCACUUACUUUUAUAAGCAUUGUCUCUGGCUUGGACUCUGAAAACAUCAUAGGCGGUCAAAAUGGAAAUAUAAAUGAUUUUCCAUACCUGGCUUUCAUACGAGUGAAUUACGAACACGGUGGUGGUCUAUGCGGUGGUGCACUUAUCCGUCGUCAAUUCAUAUUGACUUCUACUAGUUGCAUUAGAAGGGCCAUGGACAACUCUAGAGGACUAGCACCAAACACAGUCUACAUUAAAGUUCAUGUAGGAACAAGUGAUUUGACGAGUAGCACUCAAGGUGGGGUGAUUCGCGUGAAAGAGAUUUACUUGCAUAAAGAAUACAAGCGUUUGGAUGUAGCUAGUACAAAUGACAUUGCUGUAUUGAAGCUGGAGUUAGAAGUUCCUAGGCGUCUAACGGCUACUGCUGUGAAUUUACCACCAGCCGAUGAACCUAUUCUAGGUGGGUCUUCUUUAGUAUCCGGUUUUGGUUACAACUCAAUCCAAGUUGAGAAUCGUGGAGGACGGCUUGUAGAAACGGGACAUACAGCGGAUAAAAAAUUGAAAUUCGUCAAGGUGAAUGUGAUUCCCUUGAUCCAAUGCGGGAUACCCAAGAGCGUGAUAAAGACAGAGCACUUGUUACAUAAACUUUUCUGUGGCAAGGUGGUACCAGCAGUACGCAACUUGGAUCAUUAUGGUACUUGCAGUGGUGAUGGGGGUGGUCCUCUUGUUAAGAAUGGAAAAAUCAUUGGAGUCUUGAGUACAGGCCCGUUCGACUGCAACGAGUCACAAUUACCAGCAUUUUACACGCAGGUCUCAGCUUACUUGGACUUCAUUAACCCAAUUCUGGCAGGAAAACCUGGGCCUGCAACUAAGGUGUAUGAGUCGCAAUUUCCACCUGCCCGAAGAAACUAG
This is a messenger RNA of Copidosoma floridanum, 949 nucleotides long. Its product is annotated as chymotrypsin-1-like. Gene Ontology annotation, molecular function: serine-type endopeptidase activity. The record is from RefSeq and is a predicted model, not a curated record. Gene Ontology annotation, biological process: proteolysis. Lineage: Eukaryota; Metazoa; Arthropoda; Insecta; Hymenoptera; Encyrtidae.